Molecule: messenger RNA, 5576 nt
Organism: Drosophila mojavensis
Lineage: Eukaryota; Metazoa; Arthropoda; Insecta; Diptera; Drosophilidae
Gene: bi
Product: optomotor-blind protein
Exons: 7
Coding region: 145-3060 (971 amino acids)
Biological process (GO): cell fate specification; positive regulation of DNA-templated transcription; regulation of transcription by RNA polymerase II
Cellular component (GO): nucleus
Molecular function (GO): RNA polymerase II cis-regulatory region sequence-specific DNA binding; DNA-binding transcription factor activity, RNA polymerase II-specific
Source: RefSeq, a predicted model, not a curated record
UAGAGAUAGAGAGAGAGAUAGAGAGAGAGAGAUACAUAUAUCAAAGUACCUGUUCAACUGGCGAACUCGAACUCGAAUUCAAACUCGAAACGUAGUUUGUACAAUUUAUUGCGUGACGCACAUGUUGUUGUAAAUUGUAAUGUAAUGAGAUACGACGUCCAGGAGCUGCUACUUCAUCAGUCUGCUGAGGAUCCAUUCGCCAGGUUCGCAAAUGGGAUGGCAUAUCAUCCAUUUCUGCAGCUCUCGCAAAGACCCACUGACUUCAGCGUCUCGUCGCUGUUGACGGCGGGUAGCAACAGCAACAGCAACAACAACACCAACAACAGCAACAACAACAACAACAGCAACAACAACAACAACAGCAACAACAACAGCAGCAACAACAACGCAGCUCAAGCUCUCAGUUCGCCAGGCUCGGGCGGUGCUGCAAAUUUUCGCGGCUCGCCCUCGCAGCUCUCCCCGCUCAGUAAUCACAGCAACAACAAUAACAACAACAACAACAACAACAGCAACAAUAAGAACAACAAUCACUUGAACAGCAGCGAAUCAGCAUUGAGCGGCAGCCAGGCCAAUACGCCAACGGCGACGCCGCCGCCGCCGCUGCCGCCCGUUGGAGUUGCUGCCGCUGGGCCGCUGCCAUCUCUACCCGCGCACCACUCACCCAGCGUUGCACCGCCGCCGCCGCCACCGCCACAGCAGCAACCACCUGCAGCUGGACUGCCACAGCAUCCAGUGCAUCCAACGCAUCCGCCGCCGCUGCCCCAACAGCAACAGCAACAACAACAACAACAGCAGCAGCAGCAGCAGCAUUUGGGAACGCAGCAACAGCAGCCGCCGCCGCCGCCAUAUUUUCCGGCUGCAGCGCUUGCCGCACUGGCCGGCAGUCCGGCGGGGCCGCAUCAUCCGGGGCUGUAUAGCGCCGCCGGCGGUUUGCGCUUCCCACCGCAUCCAGCGCAUCCGCACGCCCACCAUCCGCUGGGCACCGCCUACACCACCGCCGAGGACGUGGUGCUCGCCUCGGCCGUCGCCCAUCAGCUGCAUCCGGCGAUGCGACCGCUGCGCGCCCUGCAGCCCGAGGACGAUGGCGUCGUCGACGAUCCCAAGGUCACGCUCGAGGGCAAGGAUCUAUGGGAGAAGUUCCACAAGCUCGGCACCGAAAUGGUCAUCACCAAGAGCGGCAGACAAAUGUUUCCGCAAAUGAAAUUUCGUGUUUCGGGUCUGGAUGCCAAGGCUAAAUACAUAUUGCUACUGGAUAUCGUUGCGGCGGAUGAUUAUCGUUAUAAAUUUCACAAUAGUCGCUGGAUGGUCGCUGGCAAAGCGGAUCCCGAAAUGCCAAAACGCAUGUACAUCCAUCCAGAUUCGCCCACAACGGGUGAGCAAUGGAUGCAAAAAGUUGUUUCAUUUCACAAAUUAAAAUUGACCAACAAUAUUAGUGAUAAACAUGGAUUUGUAAGUACUACAAUACUGAACUCAAUGCAUAAAUAUCAGCCGCGCUUUCAUUUGGUGCGAGCCAACGAUAUCUUGAAGCUACCAUAUUCCACGUUUCGCACGUACGUGUUCAAGGAGACGGAGUUCAUAGCCGUGACUGCAUAUCAAAAUGAGAAGAUAACUCAGCUGAAAAUCGACAACAAUCCCUUUGCGAAGGGCUUUCGUGAUACUGGUGCUGGCAAACGGGAAAAGAAUUGUUACAGGCAGGCGCUGAUGUCCAACCGAGGGUCCGACUCGGACAAAUUGAAUCCCACGCACGUGAGCAGCUCCCGGGCGCCGCUCCAUCUGGGCCAUGCUGGACGGCCGCCACAUCUGCAUCCGGCGCAUGCGGCCGCGCUGCUGGACAAUCAGCAGGACGACGACGACAAGCUGCUCGAUGUGGUGGGCCCGCCCCAGAGUCCGCUGCUCCCGCUCAGCCACUCGCUGCAGCAGAUGCACGCGCACCAGCAUUCGGCAGCUUUGGCCGCCUGGUUCAAUCACUUGGCUGGCGCUGGCGCCGGCGAGCAUGCGGCCGCGGCGAAUGCGGAGGAUGCACUGCGCCGCCGCCUGCAGGCGGACGAUGUGGAGCGCGAUGGCAGCGAUUCGAGCUGCUCGGAGAGCGUCGGCGGCAGCACCGGCGGUGCCUUUCGCCCCACCUCGACGGGCAGUCCCAAGGAGGGCGUGGGCGGCGGCGGUGCGGCUGCUGCGGCCGCAGCGGCAGCGGCCGGACUCAAUGCGGCCGGCAGCUAUCCGUCGCCGAAUAUCUCAGUGGGCCCGCCCAUACACCCGUCGCCGCAUCUGUUGCCUUACCUCUAUCCGCACGGCCUCUAUCCGCCGCCGCACCUGGGACUGCUGCACAAUCCGGCGGCGGCCGCUGCCAUGAAUCCGGCCGGACUCAAUCCGGGCCUGCUGUUCAACGCGCAGCUCGCGCUGGCCGCCCAGCAUCCGGCGCUGUUCGGCCACGCCUACGCGGCGGCUGGCCACACGCCCGUCUCGCCGCUGCAGGGCCUGAAGAGUCAUCGCUUCUCGCCGUACAGCCUGCCGGGCAGCUUGGGCUCUGCCUUCGAUGCGGUCACGCCCGGCUCGAAUGCGAAUCGCAGCGGUGGCAAUGGCAGCGCCGACGCAGCUGCGCCGCCCAAUCUUCUACCCUCCGCAGGAGGCGGGGGCGGCGCUGGCGCUGGCGGUGGCGCCGGUGGCGGCCUGGGCCUGGACAAUGGACCACGCAGCUUGAGCUCCAGCCCGAGACCGCGCGCCUCUUCGCACUCGCCGCCCACGCGGCCCAUAUCAAUGUCGCCGACGACGCCGCCGUCGCUGCUGAAGCGACAGUCGCAGCACUCGCCGUCGGAGCUGAAGAGCAUGGAGAAGAUGGUCAACGGGCUGGAGGUGCAGCACAAUGGCAGCGCAGCAGCAGCGGCGGCGGCAGCGGCAGCGGCGGCAGCAGCAGCAGCGGCCGCCUCGCUGCUGUCGGAGGAGUCGUCGCAGCUGCAGCAUCACACGCAGGCGCAUCACACACAUCCGCACACACAUCCGCACGGACAUCCGCACGGGCUGACGCACGCGACGCACCAUGCGUCGGCUGGGACGGAUCAGUGACAAUUACAGGACGGCCGCUCCGACUGCGAGGAGGGCGGCCCCCACGAGCUGGACGACGACGAGGACGACGACCACGAUCGCAGCUCGGUGAUCGAUCUGGAUGUCGAUGUCUGACCGCAUCCGGUGCAGCUGCAGCAGCUUUAGCGUGCAAUGCCGUUGACCAGCUGCUGUCGGGCAGUCGAAGCGGUUCCAGUUCCGGUCCCAGUUCCGGUUCCGGUUCCGGUUCAGGCUAGCAUCGGAAGCAGCUCCGGCGGCAGUUAACCAACACUGCUAAACAGUGUAAAUAGCGCCAGCGUUCUAUAUAGGCAUUGUAGCAUAUAGCAUAGAGUCCACACACACACACACACACACACACACACUCACACUCACAGCCACACACACUAACACACACACGCACGUAAUACCCUAAUAGAGCCUAGAGACGUUGCGGGUCGCUUUGCGCAUAGUUAUAGUGCACCGAUAUAUAUCGGCUAUACAUAUAUAUAUAUAUACAUCUUUUUUUUUUUUAUAUUAUUGAUUAUUGUAAGCAACGCCUGUUUGUGAUGCGCAGGACCCGCCAGCUUUUAAAACCUAGUUUAAAGAGGGACACAAACAGUGAGAGAGAGCGAGAGAGAGAGAGAGAGAGAGAGAGAGGCGUGACAGACAGCGACAGAUAUAUUAGAUUUCUUUACUAAUUACUAUUUUUUUUUUUUUUUUUUUUUGCUCGUUUCCUUAAACGUGGCCCAGUGCUCUUGCAAUUAGUUGCAGCUAAAAAUAUAUAUAUAAAUAAAAAUAAAAAAAUUAAAAAAAAAAAUUAAAAAAUAUAACCCUUUCAAAUGCCCGCAAAACACUUUUUAGCACUUAGGCAUAAUAUAUAUAAAUAUAUAUGUGUAUGUAUAUAUAUUUAUGUAUAUAUGUAACACUCACACACACACAACACUUAUAUAUAUAAACAUAUAUAUUUACUAUAUAGCAAAGAUAAAGAAAGAGAUACACAGAGAGCGAAAUAGAGUUGAAAAGCGCAGACAAAUUUAUAUAUACAUAUAUAUGUAUAUAUAUAAAGCAUAUACAGAUAUAUAUAUAUAUCUAUACAUAUAUUGAUAUAUUGAUAUUCAUUGAAGCAACAUCAAAGAUGGCGCCCAUAUAUAUAUAUAUAUAUAUAUAUAUAUAUAUAUAUAUAUAUACACACACACACUCACAUACAAAUCUAAAUACAAUGUAACCUUUAACAACAACAAAAAAAAGCAGAAAAAGCAAAAAAAAAAAAAAAAAAAAAAAAAAACAAAAAAAAAACCAAGCGAAAUGCGUAAAUUUUUUUUCUUAGUCUUAGGAUGAACAAUUUUUUUUUUAGUAUUCGUAAAUUGAUGGAAAUAAGCUAAAAGAAAAUAUAUAUAAAAAAAAAAAAAAAAAAAAAAAUACAAAUAAAAAUAAAAAACAAAUCUAAUGCAAAAAACAACAACAACAAUUGCGUAAAAUGCGAAUAAAAAACUAUAAUUAAAUUAAUUUAUGUAGCUCUUAAGUACCGUGUACCGUAACAUCCACGAAAGCAAAAUGCAUAAUUUAUAUUCAUUUGGAACAAGUCCUCGAGAGGUAACGCCCCACGCACCGCGCACCGCGCACCACGCCCCCUAGCCCGCCCCUCGCCCAGCCCCAGCGGGCUUCAGGCUUUGGCAGACCUGCCUCGACCAAAAUGAAAUGUUUCCGCCGCUUCUUCAACCACUUCUCUUCUUCUUCUCAUAGACACUCAGUAGCAGCGACUCACACGCACACACACAUACAAACACACAGCCAGUUAUAAUGCAGCACUUUCAACCUGUAAUACAAGUUCUCAUAUAGAUUUUUUUUACAACUAUUUUUUUUUUUUUUUUUUUUUUUUGCUAAUUUUUAAGUUCUAAAACCAAAGAACAAGACACUUUUUUUUUUUGUAUAAUUAUAAUUCUUUAGAACAGACUCGGAAUAGCUACUUAGUAUUAUAUUAUUGUGUGUGUUUUAUUUUAAUACUAUUGCAUAUAUAUAUAUAUAUAUAUCGUAUAUAUGUAUAUACAUAUAUAAAUCAAUUUUUUUUUAUAUAUUAAGCAAUUUAUGAAAUGGCAUUCAACGCAUGUUCCUCGCAUAAGUUUAGAGCGACAAGACGCAGCUAACACAGCCCCCUCCAAGCCCCCUACCAUCACACACGCACACUCAUUCAACUGUCCCACACACACACGCACACACACACACUCAUACAAUAUUCGAACAAAUUAUCAAGAGAAAAUGAGAAAAAAAAGCAAAAAUUUGUAGCGCAGUUUGUUUGUCUUUAUAUACCGAUACAUAUAUAUAUAUAUAUAUACAUAUAUAUAAUUGAUUUUUUUUUUUGGGUUUGUUUAGCUGUUUUUUGAAUGAAUUAUACGCAAAAGCAAUAUUAAUUAUAGUUAAUUAAAUUUAAUGCAAACAAAAACACGGCAAGCGAUAAAAACAAAGGAAUGAAGAAAAGCAUUACAAACAUAUAUAUGUAUAUAUAUAGUGCAUAUAUAUAUAUAUAUAUACAUAUAUAUAAA